Messenger RNA from Camelus dromedarius (Arabian camel), 4078 nucleotides. RefSeq names its product tRNA methyltransferase 12 homolog (gene TYW2). The transcript is spliced from 2 exons. Gene Ontology annotation, biological process: tRNA methylation; wybutosine biosynthetic process. Gene Ontology annotation, cellular component: cytoplasm. Gene Ontology annotation, molecular function: tRNA methyltransferase activity. Bases 139 to 1458 code for a protein of 439 amino acids. NCBI's taxonomy places the organism in Eukaryota, Metazoa, Chordata, Mammalia, Artiodactyla, Camelidae. The record is from RefSeq and is a predicted model, not a curated record.
GUUUGACAUCACUUCCGGCCCCGGCCGGCGGCUUGCUUGCCUCUCUUUCUGUUUGAGCGUGGAUGUGUGGACCUAGGUGAGUGGACUCCGAGCACUGGGAGUCUAGCGGAGGGAGUCGGAGAAUGUGGGGCCAGCAGCAUGGAAAAGGAAGGCGGGAAGCCCGCGGCUGUUGUCGCAGUUGUAACUGAGCCUCGGUUUACCCAGCGGUACAGGGAGUAUCUCGAGAAGCAGAAACUCCUGGAUAGACAGCACCGUGUGGAAAAGAUGCCGGAUGGCACCGUGGCGCUACCGGUGCUGGGAGAGGCCCUCCCUGAGCAGCACCUGCGGGAGCUGACGAAUCGUGCGGCUCCAGGCAGCACCUGUGUGCUAACGCAGCUCCUGGAUCCUGUUCCUUCAAGGAAGGCCCGGGGUUUUUCACCUGCCCAAAGGCUGUGUCUUGAGGUGAGGCGCUGGGUAGAGGGCUGCGGAGUGACGUGGUCAGCUGAGUUGGAGGCUGAUCUGCCCCGAUCUUGGCAACGACACGGUGAUCUCUUGUUGCUGAGUGAGGACUGUUUCCAAGCCAAGCAGUGGAGAAAUCUGGAACCAGAACUCUGGGAGACUGUUGCCUUGGCACUUGGCGUCCAGCGUUUGGCCAAACGAGGGCGGGUAUCACCGGAUGGCGCUCGGACUCCGGCAGUGAGUCUGCUGCUAGGUGACAGUGUCUGGGUAGAGCAUGUGGAUAAUGGCAUCCGGUAUAAGUUUGACGUGACCCAGUGCAUGUUCUCCUUCGGAAACAUCACUGAGAAGCUUCGUGUGGCUUCGUUGCCCUGUGCUGGAGAAGUACUGGUGGAUCUCUAUGCAGGGAUUGGUUAUUUCACAUUGCCUUUCCUAGUUCAUGCUGGUGCUGCCUUCGUCCAUGCCUGUGAGUGGAACCCCCAUGCUGUCGUUGCUCUGAGAAAUAACCUUGAGCUCAAUGGAGUAGUGGAUCGGUGCCAAAUACACUUUGGGGAUAACAGAAAACUGAAGCUCUCAAAUGUUGCGGACAGGGUGAACCUCGGGCUGAUUCCCAGCUCUGAAGAAGGCUGGCCCAUUGCCUGCCAAGUGCUAAGACGGGAUGCUGGAGGCAUUCUGCAUAUUCACCAAAAUGUGGAAUCUUUCCCAGGGAAGACUCUCCAGCCUCCUGGAAACAGUGACACGGAGAAGGAGCACUGGCUUUCUCCUCAGCUUAUUAUCACCAACCAGUUGGAAAACGGAGCUACCAGUGACUCUGGGAGAAAAAUGCUGUCAGCAGCCACCAAACCAGCGUGGCAAAGGUGGGCAGAGUCUGCAGAGACUCGCAUUGCUACUCUCCUUCAGCGGGUGCACGGGAAGCCGUGGAAGACACAAAUUCUGCACAUCCAGCCAGUGAAAUCCUAUGCUCCCCACGUGGAUCACAUAGUCCUGGAUCUGGACUGCCGCCCUUGUCCUCUAGUUGGCUAGAGAGGGUGGCUCCUGAGACAUGAGGAUCUCCAUCUAUGCAUACUCACAGUUUCAAAACUCAAAUAAAAGUAACAGAACUUUAUGAAAAAAGCAGCCGUUGCACAGCACCAUCCUGAAGCAGCUGUCCCGCAGCUCCUUCCCCUCACGUUGUGUGUCUACGUUCACCACCUUCAGGUGGGCUUAUUUGCCAGAGGAGACGCAGGACCUAACCUCUGUGUGCCACCAGGAGCCGUGUGAGUCCGUGGAACUGGGUCCUGACGGCGUGGGAUCAGAAGUAGUUUGCAUUCACACAGGACAGACAACAGCCCUCUCCCAGUCUCCAUCAUAAUAUACUCUGAAGAGGUCUAGACCAUGUGAACAUUCCACAGAACGCCGCCCUGACCUGUUACGUUCAUGACAUCAUAGUACUUGGGCCAGAUAAACAGUAAGUAUCCAGCACAUUGUACUCCCAAGGAUGGGAAAUGAUCACUAAUAAGAACCAGCAAACUUUUAUAUCAGUGAAAUUUUUAGGGAGUGGUCUGCUUGAAUGUCAAGAUGCCGCCCUCAUAAUAAAGACUUUUUUUCCCGCAUUCAUUUUAUCAGUAUUAUUUGGCCACCAAGGAAGCACAUCAAGCUCCAGGCUUCUUUGGGGGGGAUAUUCAGAACCGGGAAUGCUGCCCUGCCUCAUACACUGGGUGACAGAAGGCUGCCGGUUCUCACUUGGCUCUAAAGGCUCUGUAGCAGGUUCAGGCUGCAGUGUGACUAACCUUGUCAUGUGGGCCGUUCGGUCCAGGAGAUUCUACGGGGCGAGACAGUCUUGAUAACCGAAGUGGCCCUAGGAGCCUAUGCAAGGUCCAGCAGGAGAAUCCCAAGGUAGACAUCUAGGUUCUGCAGCAAGGCCAGGGCAGCCGCUGCGGAGGACUGCAAGUCACUCAAAAAUGGCUCCUUGCGUGCCAACGAGCCUUGGUAAGAACGGAGCCUCUCGUGAGACGUUAGCCUGAGUUGCUCAUCAUGAGCUAGGUUUUGUCAGACCCACCAAGUCAGUCCAUCAUAAGACGGAAGUGGUACAUCUGGGAUCGGUGACAAGCAGGGCCAGAGGAAAUGAACAGUUGCACAGGCAUGUGUCAAACUCACAACUCACCCCAAGAUCCCUCCCUCAGCUCUGAUGUCUAACUGAUGGAGGACAAAAAGCCCAGGCUCAGUUCACUGAUGGGUUUUGCUGGAAUAUCGGUUCGAAACACAACAGACUGCUGCUGUCCUUCAGCCUGAGUCGGGAGUGCUGUUAAAAGACGGGAGUUCUCCGAACAGGCGGAACUUGGGGCAGUCUUCCUGGUUGUCCACCUUGUGUGGAAAGGAAAGUGGCCUGAAAGUAAGAAUAUAGCUUUUUGGCAAGUGGCAAAUAGGUUGUCUAGAUGGUCAGGGGCCUGGAAUGAGAAAGAUUAGAAGAUGAGGGACAAGGUAACCUAGAGAAGAAGCAGGGGAGAAAUCUGUGGGAUUGGGCACCGAGUAAAGAACUUUGCGCUGCAUAACAGUGCCUACCAGGGACAUCCACCAUGGAAGAGGCGCUCAAUAUCAAGUAAACAAAGAGCCCCAGCCAGUUAACUUCAGCGACCACAGUCAUCAGCUCUCCCAGGACUGGCAUGAUGGGCUCGUCAUGUAGUCAUGUUGCAGGGGUGUGGGUUAGCAAGAGGCCAACAGCGUGGCUUCCACUCACCAAGUGGCCACUCCUUCAUGUCCAACACUGAGCCCUUGAUACAACAUUAUCCCUCAAGGAAACUGAGCAGCUACGUGGUAUCAAGUUGAUUACACUGGACUCCUAUCCUGGAAGGACAGUGAUUCACCUUGACUAGAAUCUUCCCAUCUCCAGGUAUGAGUCUGCCUUUCCUGCCCACAAGAUGUUAGCCAGACUACUUAUCGCAGGGUUUACAAGUGUUUGAUCCAUCGGUAUCUAUCCUGCAUAAUAUUGCCUUUGACCUGGGGACCCACUUUGCAGCAAAAGAGGUGUUUCAGUGAGCACGUGACCAUUGGAAUUCACCAGUCCUAUCACAUACUACAGAACCUCAGAAAUGCUGGCCCAGUGGAGUGGUGGAAAAACCUUUCGAACUGAAGCAAGAGCUUGGAGAUGAUACCCUGUGAAGAUAGGAUGCCGUCCACCAGGACUCAGUAUACAUGCUAAAUCAAAUACAUCACAUAGUGCCACGUCCACUAUAGAUAGAAAACGCUGCAAGUCUGUGGUGGGCUAAAUAAUGGGCCCCAAUUAUGUCCAUGUCCUAAUCCCCAGAAUCUGUGAAUAUAUUACCUUACGUGGUAAAAGGGAUUUGUCAGAGUAAGUUAAGGAUCUCCAGAUGGGGAGGGUAUCAUGGAUGAUCUAGGUGGGCCCAAUAUAAUCUCAGAGGUCCUUAUAAGAGGGAGGUGGGAGCGAGUAGCAGGAGAUGUGAUGACUGAAGUAGGAGGUUAGAGUGAUGUAAGGAAGGGACCAUGAGCCAAGGAAUGUAGGCAGCCUCUAGAAAUAGAAAAAGGCAAAGAAAUGGAUUCUCUUCCAAAGCCUUCAGGAGGAACACAGCCUUGUUGACACCUCAAUUUUAGAUUAUUGAUUUCCAUGAUGUAAGAGAAUAAAUUUGUGUUGUUUUGAACCAUGAAA